GCCGCCACUUGAGUCAGUCGUCGUCCAAAUAGCAGCCCGAGCAGUCGAUGGAUAGAAACUUAUUUUCAAAUAUAAGUCAUCGCCGAGAAGAUUUCAAGUCAAUUACCUAACGUGCUUCACAAGUUGGAUAUUUCACGCCCUCAGCUGAAGUUUAUUCGAUUAGGUUCUAGUAUUUCACGUCCUGCAGCCGCAUCCAGUGUGUGUUAUUUUGCAUUUCGCCAUGUCGUUCAAGAAGCAAAAUUGGGGCUGGAUGAGACACGUCCUCACCGCCCUGUCCGUCCUCAUCUUUGUGAGUUUUCUCGGUUGUAUUGUCAUCGGCUACAUGUCCUGGGUAUUGGCUACAUCGACCACAGUCAAUCGCUUCCUCUCCGGAACUCUGAUUUUUACAUAUACGGUGAUCGCCCUGGGAUUCUUCCUGUUCAUCAACGGACUCGUCGGCUGGGUGGGCACAGUCAGUCAAAGCGUUUGGCUCAUUCGUUUGUUCCUUGGCGCUUCGGUUCUUUGCAUCUUGGGAGAAAUCGGUGGCAUCAUCACCCUCAACAUAAUUCAAAUUCAGACGGUAGACGUGGUGGAGCACGGAUGGCUGGAACUCAACCAAGGCACAAGGAAUAUGAUUCAGCUUAAUAUGGAAUGCUGCGGAUUCUCGGGACCGCAAGAGUUCGCCUAUUCGACGCUGCCCAUCGACGAUUCGUGCUACGAGCCGCACACCGACAACAGCACCGACGACGACGGCAGCUCGAUAGCACGUUCCGAUUGGGACGAAACCACCUUCACCACUCCGCACAUGCGCUUGAAACAGAUUGGAUGCGGACAGAAACUCCACAAAUGGUUUGAAGAGAACAAAGUGGCUUGGGUCGCCGGAUUGGCUACGAUAGGAGCCGUCGAAUUCAUGGCAGCCGCCGUCGCCCUUUUCAUCUUGCGCCGACUCCAGACGAGCUUACGCCCACGAACUCUCUCCCGGAGACGCUUACGCCAACACGAAACUGACAUGGCCAACGACCCACUACCCUCCGAGUUGCCUUAAAACUCGACUUAAUUAUUGAUUGCAGACUAUAUUUUAUGACACGCAUUAGCCGCCCUCAUGCUGCAUCAACACAAGUGUGCCGAUCAAUUUUCCCCCCAUUAUUUUUCUAACAUUCCGAGAGGGCAGCAUGUCAUUUCAAGCAAAAAUUGCCGGCCAAUGGCCCACCUUAUUCUAUUAUUUAUAUGAGACUAAUAUUCAAACAGACGGAGAGAGAGACUGUGAGAAAGACGGAAAUUCAAACACAUUGACAAAAGGACAGGGCGAUUCAGUUGACUGUGAUCGCUCGGGCGGAACUUUGGUUUGGUUUUUAUCCCGGAGGAAAAAUAGUACAGAGACAAAUAGAACCUAUUACAGUUAUUAUUAUUACGGGAAUUGCACAGAUCAAAUUGUAGUAUGUGUGUCCGUUGCAUCGCUUAAAGUUGUUUUUCUUGUGCUCAUCACUGUGUAAAGUUUUGUCAUGAGAAAUACAGUCUAACAACACAGAUUUAAAAAAUAAAAGAAAUCAUAAACUA
Molecule: messenger RNA, 1536 nt
Organism: Daphnia pulicaria
Lineage: Eukaryota; Metazoa; Arthropoda; Branchiopoda; Diplostraca; Daphniidae
Product: tetraspanin-18-like
Exons: 9
Coding region: 221-1024 (267 amino acids)
Cellular component (GO): membrane
Source: RefSeq, a predicted model, not a curated record